Molecule: messenger RNA, 2301 nt
Organism: Eimeria acervulina
Lineage: Eukaryota; Apicomplexa; Conoidasida; Eucoccidiorida; Eimeriidae
Exons: 5
Coding region: 1-2301 (766 amino acids)
Source: RefSeq, a predicted model, not a curated record
AUGAAGCGACGGCCGCUCCCUCUCUUUGAAGUAGUAAACCUCCCGCCUGAUGCGCUAGCAGCAGGAGCAGCAGCAGCAAUUGCUGCUGCUGCUCCUGCUGCAGAGGAUGGCUGGGGUGCAGCAGCAAGAGCUGCUGCUGCUGCACCUGCAGCAGCAGCAACUUCAGCAGCAGGCCUAAAGCUAACCCCAGAUAGUUUAUAUGCCUCUCACAAGCAGCAGCAGCAGCAGCAGCAACAGUAUGAUCUGCUGCUGCAGCAACUGCUACACACGAGCGGGGGAGAGGAGCGGCAGCAGCAAGAGCUGCAGCAGCAGCAAGAGCUGCAGCAGCAGCAAGAGCUGCAGCAGCAACAAGAGCUGCAGCAGCCUCAACAAGGGACCCCACGCAGCCGCUCCUUCUCAGCACUACGGAGGCCGUCUGCACACCGCAAGCAGCAGCAGCAGCAGCAGCAGCAGCAGCGGCAGCAAGAGAUAAUUCGUCGCCGGGUUGAGACGAGGCAGAAACAAGCAGAAGAAGAGAAACACCGAGCUCAUCAGCUGCGCCUGCAGCAGGAGCAGCAACGGAGGCAGCAAGAGGAGCUGAAGCAGCAGCAGCAAGAGGCGGAAUGGCUUGAGCAGCAGCAACAGCAGCAGCAGCAGCAGCAGCUUCAGGCGUUGCUGCAGUUGGAGCUGUCGUGUGCACUGCUGCGCCAAAGCGAAGAGGCGGAGCGCCAGCGGCUCCUGAAGCAGCAGCAACAGCAGCAGCAGCAGCAAGUGCGAGCAGCAGCAGCAGCAGCAGCACUUGCAGAGAAGAAGCGACUGCAGCAGCAACAGCAGCAGCAGCCGCUGCUGCGGCGUCUUCAUAUCCGAGAGGUUGAAGCAGAGCGUGCAAGGGUAAGCAGAAACAGCAGCAGCAACAGCGGCAGCAGCAGCAACAACGACAGCAACACCAGCAGCAACAGCAGCAGUAGGAGUAGUAGCAGCAGCAGCAGCAGCAAGAGCACCAACGGCGCAUGCGAGAGGCUGCAGCAGCAGCAGAAGCCAAGAAGGCCCAAGCAGCAGCAGCAGCAGCAGCAGCAGCAGCAACAGCAACAGAAGCAGCAGCAGAAAGUAAACACAUCAGCAUGCGCCCAAGGCGUAGUAGCACCUUCUGCAGCAGCAGCAGCAGCAGCAGCAACAGCAGCAAAAGGAGCGCGUUCAAUAGAUGCUGCAGCAAGAAGGGGAGGCCCAGCAGCAGUAGCGGCAGCAACAGCAGCUGCAGCGUCUGUUGCUUCAUUUCAUCAGCAACAGCAGCAGCAGCAGCAGCAGCAGCAGUGCGAGGGCCCUGAGGAGCAGCAAGAAUCAGAAAACGAGUGGGAGUUGCAGCAGCUGCAGCAGCAGCACACUUUGCUGCUGCGGCGCCUUGCAGUGCUGCAGCAGCAGAAGCAGCUGCUUGCUGCUCAUGUUUCGGGGGCCUGGCAGCAGAGCAGCAGCGGCACAUCUGCUGCUGCUGCUGCUGCAGUAAACGCAGCAACUCGUGCAGCAGAUUGCACCACCAGCUGUAGCCAAGUUCCCGCUGCUGCUGCUGCUGAACCGCCUGCUGCUGUCGCAGCUACAACCCCAGUAGAAGUAGAAGUAGAAGCAGCAGCAGCAGCAGCAGCACCUGCUGCUGCUUCUUUCGGGGCAUUUGUUUUCGGUGUACGUAACACAAGACAACAGGAGAAUGCGGCAGCUGAAGGCAGCCCUGCUGCUGCUGCUGCUGCUGCUGCCCCUGCUGCUGCUUUUGCUGCCCCUGCAGCUGCUGUUGCUGCUGCGCCUGCUGCUGCAGCUGCUGCUGCUACUGGGCGCCAUAAGAGCUGCUCGUGGGGCCCCUCUAACGGCAUACAGCAGCAGCAGCAGCUGCAGCAGCAGCAGCAACAGCUGCAGCAGCAGCAACAGCAGCUGCAGCAGCAGCAACAGCUGCUGCUUGCCGGGCGUACGCAAAGCAGCAGCAGCGUAACAAUAUGCUUCAGCAGCAGCAGCAGCAGCAAAAAGGCUAACAGCACCGGGAGCAGACAACCCGCAGCGACGCAGAGUGCAGCUGCAGCAGGGCCUGCUGCUGCAUCACCCCAAAAACAACAGCAGCAGCAGCAGCAGCAGGAGAAAGAGCAGCAGCAAUUGAAACAGCAGAGCAAUACUCCUAAAAGGCUGCAGAAAGCGGCCUCCCCUUCACUGCAGCAGCAGCAGCAGCAGCAGCAGCAGCCCGCAGUGCAGCAACAGCAACUAGAGCAGCAUAAUGAGCAGCAGCAGUCGAUGUUUAUUGCUGCUGAUGCGCUGAUAGAAGAAUUUAUAUCUGCUGCUGUAUAG